AAUGUUUAUAUCCUUAUGAGUAUAUAUAUUUGAGUAUAUUUAUCCAAUAUAAAAUAUGAAUAGAUUUCUCCAUUGAAUACCUAGAAUUUAAUUAAUAUAUUGAAAUGAAAUGUACUUUCAUUCUAUCCGAUUAGUAGCUGAAUAAUUUAUACCUUAUUGUUCACAUUUCAUAUUGAGGUUAUUUAACAUUACCAAUAUUAUACAAUUUAUUAAACAAAAGUAAAUAGCGCCAAUUUUUUUUAAAAAAAAAGAAGUGGAUAUUUCCAAGUGAACUGUUGUUUAUUUUAACAAAAGAAAAGAAAAAAAAAACAAAUUAAUAGAACUUUUAUAAGAUAAGUGAUUGGUUUCAAUGAAUUCAUCAAUGCAUUGCCAGGAAAAUGUUUUGGAUCUGAUCUACAAAUUUAAUAAAUAUCAAAUGUCAUUAUUGAAAUAAAUGAACGUUUAAGAAAAUCCCAUGGUUUGUCUACAUUAAAUCACCGAUUGCUCAAGAACUAAUAGAUUCAACUCAAUAGUUUACGAUACUAAACAUCACAUUUACCAAUGAAUUUACAACGACUUAGUAUUAAUAUUGGACGAAAAAGUAUUAUUUCAUUUUUUGAUAUACUGCAUAAACGUUCUCAGUCAACGGCAGUUACCACAUACAAGUCUCAAGAUAAUAGACAACCUAUGAAUACAGUUGGAUUUCAAUUUUUAUCACAUAAAAAUUAUUAUCCUUUAAUGAUUGAUUCUAUAACGCAUCAGUUGGAUCUUAUUGAAAAAUUUGUUUCAGUUAUUGAACAAAUGACUGAUGCUAGACAAUCUUACUCAAUAGCCAUAAAAAAUGUAUGUCAAUCAUUUAAAGAAAGUGUAGAAAAAGUUGAAAGUAUAAAGAAAGACAGUGACACUAAUAGUAACAAUGAAAUUCUUUAUAAUUUUUGGCAUGUAUUUAUUGAGAAGUUUCAAAAUGAAGCUGAGCUUCAUGAAAAUGUAAUUCAGGAGACUAAAGCAAAAGUUGUGACUCCACUACAGUGUAUUGUGAAGCAUAGAAGACAACAGAUUUCUCGUUUGAAAGCUUUUCGUACAUCAACAGAUUACACUCUUAAGGAAUGUGCUGAAAAGGUUAAUGAGUUACAAAGUAAUUACGCAGAGAUGUAUAGAAUUCACCGUGAAAUACUACAAACUAAAGCUAUAAAAGACUUGCUCAAUGCUCAUAAUUCUUAUGUUCUUCAACUACAUAUGACAAAUGCCAUGAAAGCUUAUUAUCACAAUUUAGUAUUACCACAACUAAUGCAGGAAUUCGAAGAUAUUGUCAGGGAAAACAUCGUUGGAUUUGUUCAAAUUUUUGAAUAUUUUUGCUCAAUUCAUACAAAUAUGUUUGAUCAACUUAUUUGUAACAUUAAUGGUGUUCAACUUAAAGUGAGAGAGGUUUCUCCAGAUUCUGUUGUAUCAGUUAUUGUGCAAAAUUUAAACAAAAAUCAAAAUCCAACACACUGGCAGCUCAUUGAAUAUCUUUCACCAGACUGUGAUUGCCCUGAAAUUUUAUGCUCAAAUCAAAUAAUUGUUGAUAAUUUAGUUAAAGUAGAAUUACGAAAUAAAUUCAGUGAAUUAAAACGUCAAUUUGCUGAACUUUCAUCAUUUAUGCAACAAAAUGUAAACAUUGUAGAUACAUUGAAAACAUUGGAAAAGAGAUUUGAUUUUGAUACUCAAACUGAGCAUACAAACUUGAAUAUGCAUGAUGAUAUUUAUCGUAAAGAGAAUGAAAUACGUAAAGCAAAAAUAGCAUUAGCUGGGAUUGAAGUACAAUUAAAAAUUAUUGAUAUGAAGAAAGACGGUUCUGGUGACCUGAAAUCUGUCACAACAUCCGGUUCACAAAAUAUUAAAGGAUUAUGGAAACGAGCCUUUCAUUCUUUAAGAAAAGAUAAGACUGAUAAAGAUCAAAUUAAACGUAAAGAAAAUGGUAAUCAACCAACUGAUCCUCAAACACCAGAAGGUGAAGUUGAUCCAGUAUAUCAUUUGCUAAGAUGUGCUGCGAGUAAAAGUCAAACUACAGCUGUAGCUACAACUGGUAUAAUGAAUUCUAGAAUUAAUGCUAAAACAAAAUCCUCUGUACCCGAUACACCUAUAACAAAAUCAGAGUUAACAAAGAAGUUCACAAAUCGUUUAGAUCGCAGUACAUCACUGAAAAAUAAUACAAACCCAUUUUAUUGAUUGGAGAUCAUCCUGUAUGAAUUCACCAACACUAUGUAUUACUCUUUUUAUACCUUUAGCCUUUCACUAUAACUUAUCUUUAUCUUUUCCUUCAUCAUACAGUUAUUCACUAACCUAUCCACUAUAGAUAUGCAUGUACAUGAAAACUCUCUCUCUCUAUACAUAUAUAUAUAUAUACUAAUGCACGAUUACAUGAUUUCUUCAUUUUUCUAUUACUUAUUUUCUCUUUCUUUUUUCUACAAAUGUUCGUCAUCCGAACAAACUUUCAAUGAUAUAUAUGAACAAUUAAAGUUAUGCUGUAUAUUUUCGUUAUUAUUGUUAUUCAUGACAGCUAAACAUAAUUCAGUUGUUCUUUGUUUGUAUUCUGUGACAUAUUUGUUGUUUCUUUACUGUUGUUAUUGAUAUAUUAGUCAUAGUAAUCAGAUCAUACAUCGUUACAAUUUGAAUAUUAAAACAAGAAAACAAAACAUAUUCAAUAAUUUGUUGUUGUCCAUUAUCACAUUUUUUCCUCAUUUUAUAUAUGUGUAACUUGUAAAACCUAUAAUUACAUUUAUUAGUAUUAAUAUAAUGUAAUAGUAGUAUUAGCAGUAGUAGUAUAAAUACUACAAAGGCAACAGAAUAUUUAUUUUUCAUAUCAGUGUUAUUAUUAGUACAAUCAUAAUUAUAAUUUAUUAUUAA
Schistosoma guineensis is the source of this 2865-nucleotide messenger RNA. The record is from the annotation of a GenBank genome assembly. NCBI's taxonomy places the organism in Eukaryota, Metazoa, Platyhelminthes, Trematoda, Strigeidida, Schistosomatidae.